UCUACAAAGAAAUUUGGCUGGCUUCUAGUCUGCAUGUGGUCAUUAUUCAAUGAUAGCUCUUUAGGUCAUUACACGUGAUAUUUACAAAUAAAAAAAAUGGCCAACCGCUUGGAAGAAUUAAACGGACGCCGCCAUUUUGAUUAUGUUGUUGUGGGCUGUGGUGGUAUAGGAAGUGGCGCCCUCUAUUGGCUGUCAAGGAGAGCUCCAAAUAAUGUACUGGGACUUGAGAGGUUUCAUCUUUACCAUGAAAAUGGCGGAUCCCAAGAUGUUUCAAGGAUGAUAAGAUUGGCGUAUCUGCAAGAUCGGUACUUGAGGCUGACACCGGAUACUUUUAAAACAUGGGAGACGAUAGAAGAAGAGUCUGGCAUGCAACUUGUCUACAAGUCUGGAGGGCUGAUCAUCACAGAGCGAGGGGUCAGUGACCAGAUUCUGGACGAGUACGAAGACGGCUUGAAGAGACACAACAUGCCGUACCAACGUUGGGAUCACAAGCAACUCAUGGAGCAUUACCCACAGUUUACAGCCGGACCGGAAGUAGAAGCCCUAUUCCAGAAGGAGGCUGGGAUUGUGGACGCUGGGCUGGGCAAUUCGUUACAUGUCCAGUUAGCGCAGGGGCGUGGAGCCAAAGUCUUGGACAACUGCCCCGUCACCAGGAUAGUGCGCAGACAAGAUGGGCUCAUUGAGGUGAGUACUCCACUGGCCAACUUCACGUGCAAGAAGGUCGUGGUAGCUGCUGGAGCUUGGAUCAACAAUAUCCUAAGUCUGAUCGGGUGUCACGUGCCUAUAAACGUCACUGAAGCCAACGUCACCUACUUUGGGACUCCGCACGUGAAAGAAUUUACAGCAGACAAGUUCCCGAUAUUUACCUGGCACAGCAGUGGUGUAACUAUAAACGCCCUGCCUGUCCAUGGAAUUAGCGGCACCAAAGUCGGCAGCUACACCGACGUCCCUGUGGUCACUGCCGAUACUCGAACCUGGCAGCCAGAUCCUGUUAGGUUACAGAUGGCGAUUGACUUCUGCAAGAAAAACAUUCCUAAGUACUUAGGUCCAGUCAUGAAACUUACGACCAGCCUGGCCGAUUGGACACCUGAUCGAGAUUUUCUCGUGGACACCUGCGCUAAAGCGGGUUUUCCUGACGUCAUCGUGUGCAGCGGAUCCGGGCAUGCUUACAAGUUCGCAAGCCUUCUGGGUAAAAUCCUCAGCGAGAUGGCAGUGGACGGGGUCACCAAGUACGACAUCUCAGAGUUCCGCUGGGACAGGGAGUGUCUGACUGACCCCAACUUUAAACUGAUCCCACUGCAUACAGAUAGAGGAAAAAGCAAAUUAUGAUAACUCGUUUACU
Messenger RNA from Physella acuta, 1342 nucleotides. Its product is annotated as monomeric sarcosine oxidase-like. The record is from RefSeq and is a predicted model, not a curated record. NCBI's taxonomy places the organism in Eukaryota, Metazoa, Mollusca, Gastropoda, Physidae. Gene Ontology annotation, molecular function: sarcosine oxidase activity; flavin adenine dinucleotide binding.